AUGAAGGGCUUUCGUUACUCUGUGAAAAAGGACAGAGAGAAGGAAGAGAGAAGGGAGACUCCCUCAAUUACUCCCAAAUCCGCCCUGGGAGCACCCCCCAAGAAAGUCAUCAAGGCCCUCUACGAUUACGAGCCGCAGAAUAAGAAUGGACAAGAGUUGGCAUUUCACAAGGGUGAUUUCUUUCACGUUUUGAGUCGCGAGGAAGACACCGAGUGGUACGAAGCUUGCAACCCUCUUGUGCCUGACGCCACCGGCCUGGUUCCCGUCGCCUUUUUCGAAGUCAUAGCCAAACAACAACGCCAAUCGGGCACCUCCUUAUCUUCUCCAGGAGAGAAACCCGACGGCCAUGAUUCUGGCUUUUCUGAGAAAGGCUCCACCAACUCCGGCCAUACCAGAUCGGAGUCUACAGCCACCACCAGGCCACCAGCCCACGCUCGAGGCCCAAGUAUGGGCGGAAAGACUGCUGGCGCCAUGGUGUACGGCGUCGUACAGUAUGACUUCAAUGCCGAGAGGGCGGAUGAAUUGGAUGCCAAAGCCGGAGAAUCAAUCAUCGUAGUCGCGCAGUCCAAUCCUGAGUGGUUUGUUGCGAAGCCAGUUUCGCGCCUGGGAGGCCCUGGAUUGAUCCCAGUGUCCUUUGUUGAUAUUAAGGAUGGCCUCACCAUGCAAUCGGUGGCAGACCCUCUGGAAGCAGUGCGCAAGGCUGGCGUACCAAGAGUGGAAGAGUGGAAGAAAUUUGCCGCCGAAUAUAAAAACAGUAGCAUCAGCCUGGGCAAGUUUGAUGGUGGACAACCCCCGAACCAGAUGACGGUGGAAAUGGCUCGGAUGAGCUUGCAGAAUGGCGGGUCACAGGCCUCUCUGGCCAGCAACAACUAUGAACCACCACAGCCGCUUCGACAGUCACAACAACAAUCGUCCAUGCCACUGGCGCCCAUCAGCGCACACGUUCCGAGGUAUUGUUUUGACAAUGAUAUGUAUUGGUAUAUCAUCGAAUGUCAGAUGGAGGAUGGGCGAUGGUGGGAGUUAUCACGAUAUUAUGCCGACUUUUAUGAUUUCCAAAUCGCCUUGCUGGAGAUGUUUCCAGAAGAAGCGGGCAACAAGGGCAAACCUCGGACUCUACCGUUUAUGCCAGGCCCCGUGGCUCACGUUACCGACGCUAUUUCCAAUGGUCGACGACAAAACCUAGACGAGUACAUGAAGAAGAUUGUCGGGAUGCCACCACACAUUUCUAAGAGCUUGUUGGUGAGAAACUUAUUCAAACCCAAGCCUGGUCAAGAUUUUGAGAUCGACCCAAACGCAUUAGGAGAGGAUUAUCGAUUAUCAGCAGGAUCACAACAAUCGAUGCAGCCAGUUUCACGAGUCUCUUCGAAUCAAAUAGGGGCAGGCAGCGCCUACGGAGGGAUGCCUCCAUCCGGUCGAAUGUCACAGCAACAACGGCAAGUGCCUUGGUCAGCAGGAGGUGGGAUGGAACGACCACCGUUUCUGCAUUCACAACCAAGCAACUUGACCCAGGCCUCAACCUCAUCGAGUAUGAAGGCAAGUAACAAUGGAGGCGGGGGCGCUGGGAUGAAGGUCAAGGUUUUUUUCCAAGACGACAUCAUUGCGAUCCGAGUUCCACAGGAGAUCUCCUUUGAAGCACUGAAAGAGAGACUGAUGGAACGACUAAAGGUCAACGAAAACAUCUUGGUACAGUACAAAGACGAACCGACGAAUAGUUUCAUUGACCUGGAAAACGACGACAAUCUAGACGUGGCCCUACAGCGGAACCCCAAACUCACGUUGUAUGUAGCAUUCAAUGUGGGUUGA
Messenger RNA from Exophiala aquamarina CBS 119918, 1803 nucleotides. RefSeq names its product bud emergence protein 1. Lineage: Eukaryota; Fungi; Ascomycota; Eurotiomycetes; Chaetothyriales; Herpotrichiellaceae. The transcript is spliced from 3 exons. Gene Ontology annotation, cellular component: mating projection tip. The record is from RefSeq and is a predicted model, not a curated record. Gene Ontology annotation, molecular function: protein binding; phosphatidylinositol binding. Gene Ontology annotation, biological process: conjugation with cellular fusion. Bases 1 to 1803 code for a protein of 600 amino acids.